Neopsephotus bourkii (Bourke's parrot) is the source of this 759-nucleotide messenger RNA. Its product is annotated as transmembrane protein 198-like. Gene Ontology annotation, cellular component: plasma membrane; vesicle membrane. The record is from RefSeq and is a predicted model, not a curated record. Lineage: Eukaryota; Metazoa; Chordata; Aves; Psittaciformes; Psittacidae.
AUGGGGCCCGGCCCCCGCCUUGUGCCCUGCUGCACCCCGGAGCCACGGCCCCACUACGAGCUGGUCCCCACUGUUCCCUGGCUUGGAGUGCUCCUGGGGCUCCUGUGUGGCUGUUUCAGCUACCGCUGCUUCAGGGCUGUCAUGUUCCUCUCUUGGCUGCUCUUCAGCUCCGCUGUCAACUUCAUGCUGUGCUACGGGCAGCUGGGGCCAGUGGCGAGCGUGGGUAUCGCGCUGCCCACCGUGCUGCUGUGCAGCAUCGGGCUCUUCAUGAGGGGGCUGCUGCUAGCCGCAGCCACGCUGGCCAUGGCUGCACCGGUGCCGCUGAGCACGGCGCUGACGCUCCUCUGCGCACUCCAGGUGCUGCGCUGGACCACGGGGGUGACUGUGGUGGCCACCGCGGCACCGGGAGCCACCACUGUCCUGGUAGGUGCCGAUUACUUUGUGGAGGCACUUGUGCUGGUGCUGUUUGUGUGCGAGCAGCUGCUGGGAGCCUGGGCCCUGCUCAGCUUCUUUGCUGAGAUGCUCCAAUGGAGGGUCAUGGCCCACAGCUGUGCACAUAGCGCCGCCCCCUGCAGCUCUUGGCAGCAGCAGCUCCUGUGGCAGAAAGAGACCGAGAGUCGGAUGAACCCGACUCCCUCCGAGGACCCCCAGGGGUGGCACGCAGCCCCCAGUGAGCCUGUACCAGGGUUUGAAACAAGGCCGGGACAAGACCAUGACAAGGAACACGAGGGGCUGGGUGGGGAGGGGGCCACGAGAUGA